Messenger RNA from Ziziphus jujuba (common jujube), 1180 nucleotides. RefSeq lists its product as uncharacterized. Bases 213 to 785 code for a protein of 190 amino acids. The transcript has 4 exons. Lineage: Eukaryota; Viridiplantae; Streptophyta; Magnoliopsida; Rosales; Rhamnaceae. Gene Ontology annotation, molecular function: RNA binding. The record is from RefSeq and is a predicted model, not a curated record.
AAAUCAAACUGAUUUGUCAUACCUGAUCCUGAUCAACGUCGUUGAUCACAGCCUCAUAUUUAAUACGACAUCACGUCGUCCAACGUGAAAAUAAAAAAAAUCAUCUUCGGCAGAUUCUCCGAGCGUUGGAAGUGCAAGACGAUCGCUUUUAUUCUCAUACGACGUCGGCUCGAUCUAGGGUUUCGAUUUAGAUUCGAAAAGUGCCAGGCAUCAUGUCGAGGAGCUCAAACUCAAACUCCACAGUUUACAUUGGCAAUUUGGACGAGCGGGUGAAUGAAAGGGUUUUGUAUGAUAUCCUAAUUCAAGCAGGACGGGUAGUAGAUUUGUACAUUCCCCGAGACAAGGAAACCGAUAGACCUAAAGGUUAUGCAUUUGCAGAAUAUGAAACCGAGGAGGUUGCUGAGUAUGCUGUUAGACUUUUCUCUGGUCUUGUGACUCUCUAUAAUCGAACUCUGAAGUUUGCGAUUUCUGGGCAGGACAAGUCUUCAUUAAAUAUUUCUUCUGCAGACACUCCUACCUCAAAUUUUCCUUCCAAACUGAGGCCUGAGCCUGUACAUAUUAAUGAUGAGAGAUUAUCAACGUCAUGCAGACUUUCUACUUAUCCAGUAAAUUAUGCCCAAGUUCCUACCCACCCUGGUGUUAAUAAUCAUUCUAAUGGAUUUGCAUCACAUAGAGAUGGCAACAAUUUCGAAUAUAGCAGAAGAAUUUUUGGGGCUACAUUGGAUAGCAUUAACCGCUCUAGGUCACGCCGUUUUGAUACUAGUAAUCAUGUAUUACGAAUGUAGUCGACGAAUUUUGGGGCAACAUUUGAUAGCAUUAACCACUAAGUCACCCUGUUUUGAUACUAGUAAUCAUGUAUUAUCCUUCUUACUAGAAGUUACUAUAAGAUUGUUAGAGAUCAAACCUUUUACCUUGGUUGGUCUUCCUAAUGACUUAACAAUAAGUGCUUGUCUGGUGUAGGUGUUCGAAUGAAUGGUUGCAGAUACUCCAUUCCUGUAAUCUAGUUUGAUGUUAGAUGCCAUGUCAUAGUUUGUAUCUAUAUAUGUCUGUAUUCUAAUUCUCAAUUUUAGGCUUGAUGAAUGGUACUGAUAUGUAUUUUCCUUCUCUUGAAGUGAAGGGUGCUUCUCUUUCACUUAAUAGAACUUCCAAUUUCUAAAUCAAGUUUCUUAUCCAUUUUUCA